AUGAAAAUUCUUUUUGGAAUUUAUUUUAUCUUUUUACAUUUAAUAAAUAUAUCAAAAUCAACAACACCUAAUAUUCUAAUUUUUCUUGUCGAUGAUUUGGGAUAUGGAGAUUUAGGAUGUUAUGGAAAUUCAACAAUUAAUUCUCCACAUAUUGAUUCAUUAGCACGUGAUGGUGCAACAUAUACACAAAUGUAUUCAGCAGCUUCAAUAUGUACACCAUCUCGUGCUGGAUUUCUUACUGGAAGAUAUCCUAUACGUUUAGGAUUAACAUCAAAUACUAAUCAAUUUCGUACAUUUUAUUCUCCAGCUCAACCAGGUGGUUUACCACAUGAUGAAACGACGAUGGCUGAAAUUGCUCAGCAAUUAGGCUAUCGAACUGGUUUAGUUGGAAAAUGGCAUAUAGGUUUAGGACGUGAUGGUGAACAUUUACCUACUCGUCAUGGUUUUCAUACGUUCUUUGGUAUGCCUGUGACCAAUGUACAAACAUGUGGAAAUAAGAAAGUAUAUAAUUUAAUUGGUGGACAUGGUGAAGUUCUUGAACGUUCAUAUUUUUCAUAUUGGAUUACUCUGAGAGGCAAAAUUUGGCUAGCAAUAAUCUGUAUUAUAUUGGUGACAUGGUUGAUUUAUUCUCGUAAGUUAGCUUUUAUAAUAUUAGUUUUAGGUAUUAUUGGUUUCUUUGGUGGUAUGUGGUAUUCACUUAGUUUUACUCUUCUUAGUCGUUCUUCAUGUUUAUUAUAUCGAAAUGAAACAAUUAUUGAACAACCAGUUCAUUUACAAGAUUUAACUCUACGUAAUACAAAUGAGGCAAUUAAAUUUAUGAAAGAAACCAUUCAAAUUCAUAAGAAACCAUUUUUUCUUUAUAUGGCUUAUGUUAAAGUACAUACGGCUUUAUUUACUCUUCCAGAAAAUGUUGGACGUAGUCGUCAUGGUGCAUAUGGUGAUAAUAUUGAAGAACUUGAUUGGAGUGUUGGAGAAAUUAUUCAAGCAUUGAAAACUCUUGAUAUUGAAAAUGAUACUUUAAUUUUAUUUUCUUCCGAUAAUGGACCUUUUCUUGAACGUGGAAUUGAAGCUGGAUUUUGUGGUCGUGUUCUAACAACUUCUGGUAAACUUAGUGAACCAUUACGUGGUGCAAAAGGACAAACAUGGGAGUGUGGUAUUCGUGUUCCUGGUAUUAUUCGUUGGCCAGGACAUGUAAUUCCAGGUCAAACAAUUGAAAGUAUAUCUUCAUUAUUAGAUUUUUAUCCAUCACUUUUGAAUUUAUGGAAUGUUCAAUCAAUACAAGAUCGUCCUCUCGAUGGUGUUAGUUUAUGGUCACAAUUAAAAUUGAAUCCUGAAAUGUUUACUUCUUCAUUAACAACUAACAUACAAAAAGAACGAGAUACACUCUUUCAUUAUUGUGGUUCAACAAUAACGGCUGUACGUCAAGGUAAAUAUAAAGCACAUUAUUGGACUCCAAAAUGGGAUGAAGGUUUACGUGCAUGUCCUAGUGAUAUUAUUUGUCCUUGUCUUAGUAUACAACAUUCACCACCAUUAUUAUUUGAUAUUGAAACUGAUCCUGCUGAAGAAUCACCAUUGGAUAUUCAAAAUUAUUCAAAUAUUUUAUCUAUGAUGGAUGCAGCAGUUCAAAAACAUAAAGCAACACUUAUUCCAGUACCAAAUCAACUAGAAACACUUGCAUUACCUUGGUUAUUUCCUUGUUGUAAUGCACAAGGAUGGACACGUAUAAUUCGUUUGAUAACUAACUCUUGUCAAUGCUAA
Messenger RNA from Rotaria sordida, 1758 nucleotides. The record is from the annotation of a GenBank genome assembly. NCBI's taxonomy places the organism in Eukaryota, Metazoa, Rotifera, Eurotatoria, Philodinida, Philodinidae.